This is a messenger RNA of Ruditapes philippinarum (Manila clam), 1614 nucleotides long. RefSeq lists its product as uncharacterized. The record is from RefSeq and is a predicted model, not a curated record. NCBI's taxonomy places the organism in Eukaryota, Metazoa, Mollusca, Bivalvia, Venerida, Veneridae.
ACUUAACCCAUGUUACUAUAUAUAAUGUAUCAAUUGAGUACAGCACGGUCUAAUCAUAUUUAAUAAGCUAAACAUCACUAGAUGCAUUUAGUUUUAAACAUCAUUUCAGUGGAACUAUGAUUAUUCUCACAAUUUAAUAAUAAAAAAAGAUACACAUCGUCAUAAAGAGGGAUCUUUUUUCAUCAUCGUUGGUUAAUAAAUGAAGAUCUGGAUGACUCGCUUCUUGGGAAUUCUUCUUGUACUUGUACAAACCAGUAAAGGACACGACUACCAUUUACCACCCCUACCUGGAAUACUACAUGGACAUAGGAGCCAUGUACCGGAUUAUUUACUCAGUCACCCCAGCCACCUGGUCUAUAGCCAAGACAAUGGUUUCAGACCUUUGCAUACUGGAUACGGUCAUGGUCAAGCAGAAUUCAUGUUUCCAAACUAUGAAUAUAAUAAUUAUGAUCCUAGAAUGAUGCCCUCAAGCCAUAGAUUAUAUCAAAACGUUCAGGGUGCUAUCUCUCCGGAACAUGGAUACCCUACACAAGCGGUACACGGAAGGAGAAUGACUCGCCAACCUUAUUUAGAGCAAGGGUAUGGCAUUUCUGGUAACGAUGCUUCACGAGAACCUCGAGGUGGUAUGCCGGUAGAUCAAAUAAAUCCAAACGGAGCUCAGACUUACGACCCGAUAUAUGAUACUGGUACUCAGUCAUAUGAUGUCAACCCUCCACAGAAUUACGAAAACACCAUCGUGGAUACAUCAUUUCAACCAAGAAUGUCUGAUAACAGAUUUGGUCAGCCAAGGACAGCUGGAAGUCCGCGAGAAAGAGUACAAAGGCCAAGACGCCAGAGACCGGAAGCACAGCAGGAAGGAUUAGAUCGUCAAGGUCAACGUGAUCGUGGCGGUAUUCGUGAAGGUUAUAUAGGAGCCAGAGGUGGGACUCGUGGAUUUCCCUACAUGGGUGGAUUUUGUGGCGGCAGUCCUAUGUGUCGGGAUGGGGGCUUAUCUGCGGGUGUCGCUAACGGAAUUGGAGUCGGAAGUUUAGAAGAGUUUAAUCGACGGAGGAGAACUGGUGAAAAUAAAGAUUUAAGCCUUUACGAAACACUGAUUCGUCGACGUUCUAGAAGACAAGAAAGCUAAAAUCCAUUCUGUGUAAUCGGACGAUUUAUAUACUGUCUGCUUACUUUUGCAUUUGUAUGACAGAGCUGUUUGCCAAUCACUUUUCUGUUAUUUUUCUACUGUUCUAGGUAAUAUGUUAUUGGUAGACUCAAUAUUUUAAUGAAGAAUGUUUAAAAAUUUUGUGUUUCACUGUCCAUUCCCCGUUAUACGUUAUGAUAUACUAACAUAAUUAUGUCUUUUUUACAAUCAAGCGUCUUUUUAAGAGAUCUCAGAGUGUAUGCAUAAUAACUAUUAUGUACUUGUAUCGAUUAAUUAUACAUUUUCCAUGUCUGUAUUAUUGAUUAUAACAAACGACUGAUAUUGUCAAUUUUUAUUUGAAAGAUUGACUUACAUUACUAAGUCUUGGCGUAACUACAAAGACACUCUGUGCCAUUUGGAUUUGAAUUUGUGUAGUUUAUGUCAUUUGAACAUAAGAAUAAUUACAUGUAAAAAUGAAGCAGAAACAAAAU